Molecule: messenger RNA, 3475 nt
Organism: Thalassophryne amazonica
Lineage: Eukaryota; Metazoa; Chordata; Actinopteri; Batrachoidiformes; Batrachoididae
Gene: slc24a4b
Product: solute carrier family 24 member 4b
Exons: 17
Coding region: 16-1785 (589 amino acids)
Biological process (GO): calcium ion transmembrane transport; intracellular calcium ion homeostasis
Cellular component (GO): membrane
Molecular function (GO): calcium channel activity; calcium, potassium:sodium antiporter activity
Source: RefSeq, a predicted model, not a curated record
UCGAUCCGGGAAGCAAUGGAGCGGGACGCCGCCGUCACCGUGAGAGCAUCCAGAAAGGCGAUCAUCGCCAAAAUAUUCAAAGUUCGCAAGAGGAGAGAGAUGCUUUUCGUUCAGGUGUGCUUCAUCUGCAGUGUUCUCUUCGUGGCGUGGAGCAUGUCGGCGCUGCUGACCAACACAGGCCACGGGCUGGUGGAUGUCGAUUACGAUGACAGACACUGGGGAAGAAGACUGAUGGCUUCGGCGCCACACAGUCACACAGAUAAGAACUGCUCGGAGCCAGCAAUACGAGAGUUCCCAGAUGACUUAUUCUCCAAUGGUGAGCGAAAGACUGGAGCCAUUCUGCUGCAUAUUGUUGCGGCGCUCUACAUGUUUCUGGCCCUCGCCAUUACGUGCGACGAGUACUUUGUCACGUCGCUGGAGAAGAUCUGUGAGAAACUUGAUCUGAGUGAAGAUGUUGCAGGAGCCACCUUCAUGGCAGCUGGCAGUUCUGCACCAGAGCUUUUCGCCUCAGUCAUCGGUGUUUUCAUCACUCACGGCGAUGUGGGGGUGGGGACCAUCGUGGGCUCGGCAGUCUUCAACAUCCUCUGUAUCAUUGGUGUGUGCGGGAUCUUUGCUGGACAGGUGGUGAUGUUGACCUGGUGGGCUGUUUUCAGGGAUUCUUUCUACUACAUUCUCUCUGUUAUUGCUCUGAUUGCAUUCAUCUACGAUGAGAAGAUUGUGUGGUGGGAGAGUUUGGUCCUGGUUGUCAUGUAUGCUGGAUACAUCCUUGUCAUGAAGUUCAACUCCAGCAUGCAGAACAUUUUCAUUGGGAAGAUGAAGAAAAACAUAGCCAAUGGUAAUGCAGCGGCCAGCAGUGAGAUGGAAGACGUCAAGUCUAGUAAGACCUACAACCGGGGCUCUGUGGUGAUGGUGGAUGAGAUCCUGAACGACAGCCCUUCUAAGUUCAGGUUUCCGGAGGCCGGACUCCGUGUCAUGGUCACCAGCCACUUUGGACCAAAGACCCGCCUGCGCAUGGCGAGUCGCCUAAUCAUCACAGAGAAGUUUGUGCAAGCUGCCAACGGCGUAGAAACACAAGUGACUAGCAAGAAGUCCGACACUGAGAAUGGAAUCGUACCAGAGGAAAAACCCAGUGAGAUGGAGGAAAAUGAUACCAUCUCUCCGUUCCAUAUUCCAAUGGGUGUCGGCAGUAAGGUGAAGUGGCUGAUCUCAUGGCCAUUGCUGCUGUUGCUGUAUUUCACUGUCCCAGACUGUGCCAAGCCCCGGUGGGAGAAAUACUUCAUGCUCUCAUUCAUCCUCUCCACAGUCUGGAUUGCAGUCUUCUCCUACUUCAUGGUUUGGAUGGUCACUGUAAUUGGCUAUACUCUGGGAAUUCCUGAUGUCAUCAUGGGAAUCACAUUCUUGGCAGCAGGCACCAGUGUUCCAGACUGCAUAGCUAGUCUCAUAGUGGCUCGGCAAGGCCUCGGAGAUAUGGCGGUGUCCAACACUAUCGGCAGCAAUGUAUUUGAUAUUCUUGUGGGACUUGGGGUUCCCUGGGCCAUCCAGACUAUUUUUGUCAGCUAUGGAUCAGAGGUGAUGAUCAAUAGUCGGGGGCUGGUGUACUCUGUGGUCCUUCUUCUGGGCUCUGUAGCCCUUACGGUGUUGGGGAUUCAUCUGAAUAAGUGGAAGUUGGAUGUGAAGCUGGGCCUGUAUGUCAUCAUCUUGUACGCAGUGUUCUUGUGCUUCUCUAUCAUGAUCGAGUACAAUGUCUUCACUUUUGUCAACUUGCCGAUGUGCAUUGAGGAUUAGAGUGCAGCAACAUGCCUCGGAUACAGAUGCCACAAAGCUCCCGCAGUGACUACAAACUUUUCUUCCAGAAAUACUGGACCUAUUGACACUCCCCUGUCACGUCCUUGCAAUUGUUCCUAUUCCUCUAAUCUCACAAGACUGACUUUCAAUGUGAGUGUACACCCAUUUUGCGUAUUUGUCCUAGACACCCAGUGCCAGUCCUUAAUGUCCAGGUUUUGGGCGUUGCCUGUUAUUACAGUAUUUGGUUCCUCUGAGCUUGCAACCUCCCCUACCUAGUUUGCAUGCCUUCUUAGAUGUUGGGAACCCCCAAAUAUAAGUACCCAUGUUGAUCGUCGGUGUGCGUUUUUCAGUAUUGAUGUUGUAGAAUACUGCACGCCAUUCCAAAGCUUUUCACAAGCCACGCCAUGCGUACAUGGCAUUUGCUGCUUGAAAUCCAAAUCCCAACAAACACUCAACUUGGCUAGUCCCAUGAUUUAUCAAGUGCACCCCUCCCAUUUGUUACCCGGAAGGGACGCUAUAUCCUCUCCAGCUCCUCCAACUUACGGCCGACUUCCCUGAAGCGGCAUCAGAUGAGCGCCGAUCCUCCUCUGCUCUGCGGACUUCCUUCAGACACUUUGGUGGGAUGCGGUGCCGAGCUACAUUGCAGUCCAGUUCAGAUGACUGAGUUAUGCAUAUGCCGCAGUGCACAUUUUUUUGUCUAGUAUGAAAUAGUAGUUUAUCGCAACUGUGGAACAUUGUGUUUUCACUGAAAUUGCACAUUCUUUGUGCUGAAAGGAGAUUUUGACCACUCGGUGGCGUAUCUGGCUCACCGUGGUACUCAGCCGUAGCUUUAUUUUUGCUCAGCAAGACAGCUUGUCUUGAUCUCGGCACAACGGAGUGGGUGGGUAGAGGUAGUUUAAAAAUUAUCUUGGAGAUUCUCAUGCUGUGUGCUGUAACCCUCUUUAUUCAGUAUGGGGUAAUGCAGCCCUCCUACCCAAGCCAGGGGUGGCCACUGCAGCCAUUGGUUAUCAGGGAAACUGAGAUUGUGAUGUUGACUUUUGACUUCUGUGUAGAUAUUGCACUUUAAUAGUUGUCCUCUCAUUCAGAAUCAAUUAGUGCUUCCUUCCAAGCGUCUUUACAGUGGCUACAUGAAAGACGUUUGUGCGUGUGUUGGGUAUGUCACGCUGGCCUCUCGACCCUUAGACUGUAACCUCAACUACAUGAGCACACCUGCCUUUGUCUGUACUGCAUGUUGGGACAUUAAACACAACUCCUCCAGAGCACAGCAAAGGCAGAGGGCUAGGCCAUCACCACAUUUUUUGUUAAUCGGGCAGCUACAAGCUACACCACGAUCUAGACAUUUUUGAUGCAAAAAUGCACAAAGGCUGAGAGGAGUCCACAAGUGAGGAUGAAUUAAAAGUUGAAUGUCCUUUCUGCAGGCAGCUGGCACUUGUAUAUGCAAUCCUAUUAUAAAGGUUUCUUUGGAGCCUCCUGCAUGGCUGUCAUAUGGCAGGAAGUCCCAUGGUGUCCUCGUUUUACUUUGUGUGAGCUCACAGUUGACCAAGCCCCCAAAGGAUGGAUGAGAUGUUCUUCCACGUGCGCAUACCUACAGCCCCCUCUCCCUUGUACAAGGGCAUUAAACAACUGAAGCUGAUCCAUCAGGGACCCACUGGGUGGCUGGUUCCUAUGCCUCCGGUUGAAACUCAUCACU